Pelobates cultripes (western spadefoot toad) is the source of this 18364-nucleotide messenger RNA. Lineage: Eukaryota; Metazoa; Chordata; Amphibia; Anura; Pelobatidae. The record is from the annotation of a GenBank genome assembly.
CCAGUCCUAGACAGUAACUAGUUGGCGGGAAAGAGGACGAGCAGGUAAGCUGAAUGGUGAGCGUGGCUUUUAUUAUGUUAUUACAGAGUAAAGCCAAAUAAUCACAUUUAUAUCAUAAAUCGAAUGUCACAAUGUCUCUGCACAAAAUCUAAACCUUGACAACUACAUAUUUUUAAUAAGUUUGGAUAUUAAACCAAAAAUGGAUAGUAUUAUUAUUAUUAUUAUUCACCAGGACCCAGGCAAUAGCCACAAUAAGUUCUUCAUACUGUUAUCCUAAGUGCAGCUGAGUCUCCCUGGAUAGAAUAGGCAAUAGUAUUAUUAGUAUUAACAUUUACAUAGCACAAACUUAUUCCACUGCACUUUACAAUAUUAUUAAGGGGGGAUUUAACAACAAAUGAGACAAACUGUUCCAAAGUUUGACAGAAACAAGAGGUUAAUUAAUUUUAAAUCUAUGUUUCGUCCUGGCCAAUAGAGACCCUGGGAUACUACACAAAUGAGUCAAUGGUAUUAAUCACUGAGACUUAAAAUAAACAUUGUUAAAAUACAGACAGGUUUUAACAUUUAAAAAAAAAAAAGCUUUUACCGGUAUUUUGUUGCACGAUUUAAAAGUACAUUUUUAAUUUUAGGGUACACUAAGCGCAAUGCUUUUUAUUUUCUUAUGAAUAAAAUUAAAGGGACACUCUAAGCACCAUAACCUCUACAUUUUGCUUUAGUGGUUAUGGUGAAAGUUGUCCCACGGCAAGCUGUCAAAUCAUCCUAGUGCUGAUAGGUGCCUCUGGUCUUUCUUUAGACAUUAUUCAUUAACCAAAGGUUUAUUCAGUAAUCCAUCAAAUAAUAGUAACUUGAACCAAGAAUUGUAAAAUUUUGACUAAAAUAGCCAAACUGUGACUAUAGCUGAUAUGGGGGAUGAUUCCAAAACCGCAAUUUGAGCUUACAUUUUCGAAUUUGGGUUUGAUCUAACUUCAUUUUAUGCAGAAUUUUAAAAUUGGGCUAAUAUUGCCAAACUGCAUUAAAAAUGUCAGAUUCAGUUUUUCACUUAUGCAAUUUCGUUUGCAAUUCUGUUCUGCAAUAUAAUAUGGAACAUGUUCGUGAAAGGGAUAACAAUCCAGCUAUUUGUGCUAGAUUUAAACCAGAUUGAGCAGAGUGGUAUUCACCAUGUUUCUGUUGGCACUUUGUCAAUUCAUUUCUGUUAAUUGACCAUUAAUUGCUGAAAAAUAUGAAUGGUUUCAUUGAACCCAAUAAUAACCAAAUCUUCUACAUUUCAUCCAAUUAACAAUGGAUGCAAGGUUUAAUUUAGUUUUUUUGUUGUUGUUUUGUUUUUUAAAUGUAAGAAACAUUUUUGUGUGGAUAUAUCCAGGGCAGCACUACAGAUGGAUGUUGCUAGUCCUCCUAAAUUGGACAGAACCACAUCCUAAUUAAACAGUAAGAGAUUUUAUUCAUUUUAACUCCCCAUUUACAUGUAUAACACAUGAUAAGCCACUCUCACACACUCGCAUUAUAAUACCUCUCUAUAAUAGUUAUCUGUGUUGGUGAUUUGAGAAGAGGAGUUUUGAGAGUCUGCAGAAAGUAUGUCCUUUGUAUGUAGUGUGGAAACAAGUUUUCUCUGCUCACUCCAGUAACUGAAAUAUCUACAGUGCCUGCAUUCUGUCGGAACGAUGUGAUAUUGAGUUGUCCCUUUCACCUGUUAUAUCAAGAAAAUGCAGUGUGUGUAUAAAGGUUAAACAUUCUGUAAAAUAAUAAAUUAAAAAGUGCUGUGUGGUGGACUUUGAAGAUACCUUUAGGUUAUAAAGCCCCUUCCCAAGGUAGCCAACCACUGUGAUCAAAACAUUAGUAAAGUACAAUUCCUAAAUUAAUGAAGAACAUGCAUGAGAGCUACUCUUCAUCAACUUUGGAAAAUUAUAUUACAAGAUACAAGAAGUAUUUGUAAUCACAGUACAUUUCUAUAGAAUGAGCAAUGAACCCCUCACCUAAUGGUUUUGUCUACUUAUUCAUUUUGUAGAUGUGGGAUCAAAGCACAUAGCGGUUUGAGCACAUAUCAGGACGAACCCUGCUUCUUUCAUGAUGGAGAAUGAUUUAGCUCUCUCUGAUCAGGGCUCAGAUGCUGGCAGUGAAGAAGUUCUGACACCUGCAGAGCUGAUUAACAAGUUGGAGGAGGUGAGAUGUUCUGCAUGGAAUAAAAACAGUGUAUUGACGUGAUGUGUCUGUGCAACUCCAUUGUUUUUGGUUUCUUGGAGUGAUGUUGUUGAGAUGUUUAAUAAUGCGAAACAGAGGAAUCAAAACAUUACCUAUUAGGGUAGCAAAAUUAAUAGUAUACACAUUCAUCAUCUCUAAUUGAUAAAUGAAUGUCUAAGUCACCAAGUAAAGUCAGUCCAUUUCCAGACAGAAUGUGCAGAGCUGCAGAAUCUACUGGCUCAUUGUAACAAGAAAAAUAUGAGUAGACAUGUACUAAAUGACAAACUUUGGGACUGAUCAUUAAUGUUUAUAACUUACAUUAUUUUAAGACAAAUAUGCUACCGUACUUAAAAUAUUUUUGACAAUAAUGUUUAAAUUAAAAAUACAUUUGUUAUAAUAGACAUUCCUCAUGAAUUCCUAUAAAGAGAAGACAAACAAUAAACUGAUAUUUAUAAAAGCAUAUGGUCAACUCACAUUAUAAUGUCAGAUAUCAGAAGAAACAAGACUCUUUUACUGGCGAAUCACUAUGUUUUAUUUAGUUCUCAGUGUGAAAUCAGGUAGACACCUGCAAGUCCAAUUCUUCAAAGCAAAUGUUGAUUUAUCUAUAAAAGAACUGUUUGAACUUUUGUUGAUCAGUUUUUGGUUUUUUUUUUGGACUUUUAUGAAUUAUUUAAAUAUAAUUUGGAAGCAAUUAAUUUGCAAUAAAUGUAUAAAUAUAUUAUUUAUCUGAAUUCUAGGUCAUUUAUGCGCGUAUGCUUCUUUCCUUGCAGGUAUUACCAAUUUCAUAGUAGUGCAUGAAACACUGAAUAUUUUGUGCUGCCUCGCAACUGUUUUGUGUAUUCUUCAUACAUUUUGGUUAUGAGCUGCCAACCACUAAUUGUACAACUGUGUCUCACCUCUUCUCAUGGAAGAGAGAGAUGUGCAUAUGCACAACUUGGACAGGUCUCACACCACAGAGGGGGAUUUCCCUUUUAAUGUUUAACCCCUUAAGGACACAACUUCUGGAAUAAAAGGGAAUCAUGACGGAACAUGUUUCCUUAAGGGGUUAAGUAACGGGGGUCAUGCUCUUAAGUAAAUUAACCCCUUAAGGACACACGACAUGUGUGACAUGUCAUAAUUCCCUUUUAUUCCAGAAGUUUGGUCCUUAAGGGGUUAAAAAAAAAUAAACACAUAUGAAUUGUUUUGCUGAUCUGCUGUUUGCUAUUUUCUGCAAAAAGGCAGGACUCUCUCUGCUCCCACAGAUUUUGCAGGUUUACUCUUGUAUAUGAGGCAGCAGAGUAUGAAUGGAUAAAGUUGUCCUGAGGGAAAUGGACUAUGCAUUGCCCUGUGCAGUAUACAGAUAUGUUUUGCUAUAAGGCAAUAAUAAAGUGUAAGAUGUAUUUAUUUUAUUUUUAAUUGAUGGGUCAGAUAUGGCAAUAAGCAUGGCUGGACAAAAGGUAGAUCCAAAGAUAUUACAUUACUACAGCUGCCAUGAUGCAUUGCCAACCUUUAGAAUAGGGAAUACAUAUAUACAGAAUAUUACAUUUGGGAAUCUACCCAGAAUAGUGUACGUGAAAUUUGAGUUAAUAUGGCAGCCAGUUGCAUUUGAAUGCUUGUAAUGUGCAGUAGGUUAUGUAUAAUUCAGUGUCAAGUAUAGUAGUUUGCUGUGUGAGUGCCUGUAGACAGGAUAUAGGAGGAAACCUUUACAAAUAUGUCCAAUAGUGUCCAAUUCAUUCAUGAAUUUAGUAUUACGGUAAGAUUUCUUACAUUGCUUACAGUUGUUAGUUGCUGUGUUCUCCAGUUAUUAUUGUCAUUCAUGCCUGACUUAUCACAUGUAAAGCUGGGGAAUAACAUUAUACUGAACAUUUUGUCUUAAAGUCUUUCAUCGUUAAUUUAACAUUUUUUGUGUCCCACUAUGUCUGCCACCGUUCAUUGUGUUUAGACUGGUGUGUCCCACCAUUGUGUACUGUGUCAGACAGGUUCUGUUACUAUUUUGUGGUAAAAAGCAAUACAUGUGAGUGAAUAUAUUUAUGUACAGCCAUUUAUUAUGAAUGUGUGUAUUGUAGAUUCUGUUCUUGUGUAAUGAUGCAGUGCACAAACUUUGUGUAUAUGUGUAGCAAGAUAAAGGAACCAACUUCUUCCCCUGUUCUUCUUUGUCUAACAGGCAUGGCUUAAUGAAAAGUUUGCACCGGAGCUCUUGGAGAGCAAAUCUGAAAUUAUUGAAUGUGUAAUGGAGCAGUUGAACCAUAUGGUAACUUUCUUUCCUGGUCUAUUCACUACUAUUCAGUACCUUGGUGGUAAUGACUUGAAAGCUGUCCUGGACUGACUUUCAACUUGUUUAAUGCCUAUAUUUAUACAGGAGCAGAACUUGCAGAGGGCAAGGGCUGGCGACCUAAAGAUCAGCUUCCACCACAUGGAAAUUGAGAGGAUCCGAUACAUGCUUAGCAGUUACCUUCGAAGCCGCUUGAUCAAGGUAAUUUGUCCAUUUCUGGUAACUGAGCGGAGCUUGUGAGUACUGCAUUUUACAGGAUGGUUUUUCAAUGCCAAAAAUAUAUCAUGUCUAAAAAUAUAUAUCCACUAUUCAAAUAUUUUGAAAAUAUUAAAUUCUAUUAAAAGCGUAUACAAAAUAUAUGAAUAUACAAAAUCAUUUGAAAAGCUUAUUCAAAAAUAUUAAAGGACCACUAUAGGCACCCAGACCACUUCAGCUCAAUUAAGUGGUCUGGGUGCCAGGUCCAUCUAGGGUUAACCCUGCAGCUGUAAACAUAGCCGUUUCAGAGAAACGGCUAUGUUUACAUCAGGGUUAAUCCAGCCUCUAGUGGCUGUCUCAUUGACAGCUGCUAGAGGCGCUUCUCACUGUGAAAAUCACAGUGAGAAGACGCUGACUUCCAUAGGAAAUACAAUAAAAGUGUAUUCUAGGGAAUAUACUUCCCCAGUGUAACUCUAUUAGAGUGAUAUUACCAUAUGAUGAACUUGGUUGGAAUGAUAUUUAAAAUAGCAGAAAAACAGAAAACAACAUACUGUGAACUGUACAAGAAUAGUAAGUGUUAAAUAGAUGUCAAACUCCCACUCACAUUCUCCAGAGCCGUGCCAGGCUCUGUAUAUCAGGCUCGCAGGUGCCAAUACUGGCUAGCGAUCUCCCUGGUUCGAGCAGAAGAUGCAGAUGGGGCUCCAGCAUAUGUAUAAAAAGUAUUUAUUGAAAAAUAUAUAAAUAACAUUACAUUGAGAAAUGCUUUCCUGUGGACUGAUUGAAUGUGUGCGCGUCUCUUGCCGCGCAUGCACAUUCAGCGCUGACACCGGAAGAGGGAGUAGAUUUCCUCAGCGCCAAGGGAGAAAAGUAAGUGUUUAACCCCUUCAGCCCGGACCCUGAGGGUGGGAGGGGACCUAAAGACCCUAUAGUGCCAGGAAAACAAGUUUAUUUUCCUAGCACUAUAGUGGUCCUUUAAAACAAGACCACUAAAGGCAGCUUAUAUAACUGAACUUCAGUCCUGGCCUCUUGCAGUAAUCAUUGGUGCUUAGCUCUGUAUAAUGGCUACUGAAGCCAUAUGAGUGAUUUACUGAUCACUCUUGUAAGUUGCAGCUAAAUUGUUUGAAUGUUUAUUACUUAAUAUAACGAACUGUGCUUCUGUUUGUCCUUUCACUUUAUUUAAAGAUUGAGAAAUUCUUCCCCCAUGUCUUGGAGAAAGAGAAGACUCGAGGGGAGGGAGAGCCUCCAUGUUUGUCACCUGAAGAGUUUGCUUUUGCCAAAGAGUGAGUUUUUCCGAAGUCUUAUAGUAGGUGAAAUGUACAUGUGAAUUUUUUCACCAUUUUCUACUAACACACACACACGACAAUUAGUAUAUUAAGACAUUUUUCUAUUUACAAUGAGGGACAGUUUAAAGAAAUAUAUGAAUUACAGAGCUUUCUCUACAAGUAACCCACAGAAUGUAUGUCUCAAUUACUCAAUAGGAUGAUAUAAUAUGUUGUGUUAUAUUUGUACUUAUGCUGUAGCGGCCUGCAUCCAACCCAGACUGUGAAUUAUCAAAGCCCAAGGAGAUAUUGUGGCUUUUACUAAAGCUAAACAAAAAACAGACUGAUAUAUACUACUGGGAAUCUCUACAUCAUUUAAUUGAGACUAGUGUGAGAAAUGGUCUUCCUUGUUGUGUGUAUGUGUGUGUGUGUAUAUGUGUGUGUAUAUAUAUAUAUAUAUAUAUAUAUAUAUAUAUAUAUAUAUAUAUAUAUAUAUAUAUAUAUAUAUAUAUAUAUAUAUAUAUAAAAUUUCCUAGGAAUGUGUUGAUUAAAAGGGACAACUGUGUCAGUAAGUCAGUCACCUGUAAUACUCGUUUUCCUGGCUCUAUAGGGUCUCUAGGUCCCUCCCACCCUCAGGGCCCCCCUCCCGCCGUGCUCUAGGGGGUGGAAGGAGUUAAAUUUACCUCUUUUUUCCAGCGCCAAGCGGGGGACUCUCCUCCUCCUUCUCGCAUCAUCAGCUGAAUGCGCAUGCGCGGCAUGAGCCGCGUGCGCAUUCAGCCAGUCCAUAGGAAAGCAUUUUCAAUGCUUUCCUAUGGACGCUGGUGUCUUCUCACUGUGGAAAUCACAGUGAGAAGCGCAGAAGUGCCUCUAGUGGCUGUAAAUGCGACAACCACUAGAGGCUGGAUUAACCCUAUUAUAAACAUAGCAGUUUCUCUGAAACUGCUAUGUUUAUAGAAGAAAGGGUUAAUCCUAGCUGGACCUGGCACCCAGACCACUUCAUUAAGCUGAAGUGGUCUGGGUGCCUAUAGCAGUCAUUUAAACUGACCAGAUAGCAAUUCUUGGUUUGUGCACAAAAGGCAUACGUGUUGUCCUAAAUUUCUUACACAAGGAUUAUUGUUAUUCCAAACAGAGAGAUGCUAUGCAGCAUAAAGUUUCUAACAGAAUGCCAAACGCAUAUGUGUCCCAUCUCUAUAGAUACACGGCAAACACAGAAACCUUAUUAAAGAGUGUGGCUCUUCGACACAUGCCACCAAAUCUGCAGGCUGUGGAUCUUGUUAAAUUGGGUAAGUGGAUCAAAAGGAAUGGAAUUAAAAACAGCAAGGAUAAAAAUGGAAACUAUAUUGUCAUUUUGUCUUCUAUUUGUAGUCCCAAAGCCAAACCUAGAUUCCUUUGUGUUCCUGAAAGUUAAAGAACAUCAGGAAAACAUCUUGGUUGAACCAGAGUCAGAUGAACAAAGGUACGAGUUGUGUAUUUUUUCUCUGACAAACAGUCAUUCUUCCAUCAUACACAGCCAUAUCUGUACUGGUCAUAUGGACACUCUCAGCCACAGUUCCCAAUUUCCUCUUACACUACCUACUUUACAUGAGAUUUAUAUCCCUCAUUACUAUAUCCAUACUCCAUGUACACCCAACACCCUUACAUUCGUCAGUCUUUCUUCAUCCCAACCCUCUGUCAUUGAAGGGAAUUUGUUCUCUUAACAAACUUUAUUCCUGGAAACAUUAUGUCCAUCGUAACCCCUACUAUUGCAUGUCACUAGGGAUAGACUGUGAAUAAUAAUAAUAAUAAUAAUGAUAAUAAAAAUUUUUUAAAAAAGAAUCAAAACAUAUUAUUUCUGUACAAUCAAAUCUCUGAUUGAACGUGGGCUUUAUGCUGCCCUAGUAUAAAAGAAUGCAUGUCUUUCCAAUACCUAUUCCCAAGGCUCAAACACUUUAUCAAAAAUCCAUCUCUAUUAGGCAGCCAAUCAUAUUGUAGACAGUCAUUAUUUUAUGCUGCUUCCAUUUUCCAAAUGGAAAUCCUAUAUAUUAUUUUUGUUGUGAUUUGCAUUAACCUCUUCAACUUUAAAAAAAAAAAAAAAAAAAUGUUAUUUUAUAUAUUUCAUGUUUUAAUGUCCUGCAUGACCUUUUUAUAUGCAGAUUUUUGAUGUACGUAAGAGAAGCUUCUCAGUCUUUCUUUUGAACACGUUUACUAAAUAAAAUAAAAAAUAUAUAAACAGUGUGACAUUUGCAAACUAUUUCUGGUACAUGCCAAGAUACACACAAUCCAUAUAUAUAUAUAUAUAUAUAUAUAUAUAUAUAUAUAUAUAUAAUAUACACACACACACACUAUUUUCCUUAACUAUGCAUACUUUAUACAUGCUCCAUCCAUCUAUUAAAGGUUCAUUAUAAACACAGCUGCCCACUACACCAGCAAUGGUGCGAGUAAGCUGUCCCCCAUUCUGUGUUAAGUUGUUUUCAGGUGGUUUAACACAAACAUAGGGUCCCAUUGGUUUAUUGCUAUUUCAGACUUUCUACUUCUGCAUUAGCAAUAUCAAUCCAUAUUUAGGAUCUGUGUGUAACUUCAACAUUAGUAGUAUGCUGCAUCAGGGCUUGGCCAUGAGAAUCCAGGGGACCCUCUGUUUUUUUCAGAUGGUUUGACAUAGAGUCAAGGAACAGUGGAAAGAGCAUGGUGGCAUCACAACUGCUAUAGCACCCUAGACCUGUUAUGGUGCUUGGAGUGCUCUUUUAACCCCUUAACGACCGCUGACGGUUCAGGAUAUUUUUAUAAAUAUUACUUUUGAAUAUGAAAAUCUAUCUAAAGUUAGCCUCCUAUUUAAGAUACCUUCUAGUUCAAACAUUAUUCAGCAUGAAAUAGGGAUUAGUUAUAUAGCAUGUGGCUGUGUAAUCAUGCAAUAUUCAAAUUUUUCCUAACUAAUUCCAUUAAUCCAAGUUAAUUAAACUUUAAUCUGCGAACAUGCACUUUUUUUCACAGCAAAAUAUAUUAGAAUAUAAACAUACAAAGUUCAGAAAAGGCUUGGAGUCUGUAUGUGCAGCUUUUCAAUCUGAAACUCUGCACAUACUGAAAUAAUUUUAAUCGGGGUCAGAGGUAUGACUCCACCUCCAGCAGUGUCAUUAAUACGUUAGUAGCCAGUCUGGAAUGAGAGAUCCAGGCUGGCUAAUGUCAGUUAUGUGCAUAUUCAUGCACAUUUAUGGCUGAGAGCAUUCCGUUAACGUUAUCAGCCAAUGAAUGAUCCGGUGGGAUUGGCAUCUGGCUUCUGCACCUCUGCAAAAGCUGGAUGUUCAUCACCCAGCAUCAAAAAAGGUUUGGUGUCUGGUGUGUAGCCCAGGUAAGAGGGCAAACAUUGCAGUUCACUUUUUUUUUUGAGAGUAUAUUUAGUUUAACCACUUUAGUAAACACAGAUGUUAAAACAAAUACAAAAACAAGUAUGCUAUAUUGCUUAUCCCAGCAACAAACGCAAGUAACCCAAAGCAGAGACACCAACCCCAGCACACCGACGCCACCGGGCCAUCGACACCCAAAAUAGCGGACGCUACACGGGCCCAAGCACCCCAGCUCUACCUGCUCCCACUAUCGGUUAGGCCGGACCGACUUCUGGCGGAUUUCUGGGCCAAGAUAGACAGCCGCAGCGGCGCCCCAGAGGGGGUCACAUCGACACCAACUCCAAGAAAUCGCACAACAAAGCCCACAGUACUAACUCAGACCCAGAGAAGGACCUAGAAAGUAGGGGGGACGGAGGCGGGGGGACCCUGUGCCGGCUCCAAAGCCCCAACUCUAGACCAUAAGGGAGCAGCCCAAACCCUCAACAAGGGCUCGCCCCGGGACACCCCCUUCAGCACAAUCGGCAACAAAGGGCUCCACAAACAGUGGGCGACCACUCACCCCGGCAGACACCGCCCAGCACUCGGUGGCAGCCAACAGCCCCACCAGAGGACGGAGCUGUGGGACGGCGGCGGAGGGCUCAGCACUCCUCUCUCUCAUGCACAAUAGUAAAGCAGAGGGGACCUAUGAAGCCACGACCCCCUCAGACACCCACCGAAAUAGAGGUGACCCUGCACCGCCCACGCAGUCCAGCAGCCCGGCGACAAGGGGACUCGCUCAGUCAUUGCACCUCAACGCGGCAACCCUGGUACCUGCAGAAGGGAUGCUCCCAGCCCCAACGAGGCAUAGGGUGAACCCUACAGGGCAAUUUAAAACACUGGUUUCCUAACCGGGAGACCCCACAAGCACACUGAGCCAUAGCAAAGAACCCAGGAUGAAUCUGGAGACAUGUUUCUCACCUUGCUGGCCAGCUUGAAGAGGGACCUAUACCUGGGAGACCCCAGUGGACUUUAGUAUAGUAUCGGUUUUACUAUGAUACAAUUUGUUUGAUUGCCGUAUUACUUUAAUGCUCAUCAUUACGCAGUUUAUUCCAGGCACCAGCGCAUCCACACUAUACAACUAAUCUCUGAGUCCGCCAAGUUAUUGUUGGACACCAUCUAAAUCUAAGUAACAACCAUCCACUCUCUCUUGGAUUAUAAUUAUCAAUAUUGCAUGACCAAAAGAGUUAAUGCCAGUCAAGCAUGUUACGCAGUGACCGUUACUAAACCUGUCUCUGACCAUGUCAUCAUGGUUCUGACACCUACAGGCAUAUUGACAAAGCUGUAAGCAUUUUAGAUGUUUUUCAUUGUGCUGCAGGUUCUAAUUCAACACAUAUUGCCCUCUGCUUGCCUCCCUAUACUUGUUUAAUAUGUUCUUAUUCUUUUGCCUCACGCUGCCCUGGAUGCAUCUAACAGUAAAUGUCCCUUGAUAACAAGUUUUAAAUUCAUGAAAAAGACCAGCUCCAGCGGUCUAGGCAGCGAUGACUAGCUAGCUAGGCUAUGUAUGAUCACCUUUGGUUACUUCUAUGUUUUUACGAAAUGUUUGCUAGCUUACUGUAAUGGGAAUAUUAGUAUUAGCCAACACACAGUCAUGCGAAGCUUAUGCUGGCUCCCCAAACGCCUGCAUGGGCUGUCAUACCAUUACAUACAUCUUACUGUUAUCUCAUGAACUGCAAUACAUAAAUACUAUAAAAUGAGGCUGCUAUCUUCAGGAAAUGUUGAACCGUGCUGUGAUAUCCCUAUACUGUGCAACUCUUGUUCAUUUCCCCUUCUUCAUUCUGUACCGUACAAAACAUAUGCCUCAAUAAAAUAAAGAAUUAAAAAAAACAAAAACAACUUAAAUUGUUCUCCAAAUAUGAGUGAUUAACUUAUUAAACUGGAGUGCAUUUUACAAUGAUUUUAUCAUCUUUUUAUUUCUAAUGGUUUAUAACAAAAUGAGUUCUGAUAUAACUGUUAAACUAAUCUUAAAAGUUAUUACUCUAAAUAUAUGGGGGAGGGGGAGACUGUAAUGUUUUACAUUGCAUGGUUAAAUUUAAAAGGACCACUGCAUCCGGACCACUUCAUGUCAAUGUAGUGUUCAGGAUGACUGUAGUGAGCCUUUAACAAACAGCGCACACAUAAAAAAAGUUUAAAUUCUUACAAAGUUACUUAUAACACCUUUCAUAGCAAACAAAUAUGGGGAACUGUUCUUUUUUUUUCUUGUGUCAUAUGAUGACAACAAGCGUGUAGAUCCACAACAGCAUCUACAAGCAUUGUCAAGGCAUUUCAGAGUGUGGCAGUUUAAUCAGCAAAUUUUUUGUAUAAUCAUGAAAAUAACAAGCUAAUAGACAUUGCUUAUAUGGUAUUUUGUGCUAGGGUAAUUAUGCCGUUAACAAAACUAGUCGCGCUUUAGGUUAUAAGCGUGUGGCUUGUAUAUAGUGCGACAUACAUGCCCUAUAUGUAUAGUGGUGAGAGUGGCAGGUUGUUAGGCUAGUAACGGUAGCUUUAUACUAUGUACAGUAAGAGUAUUAAACGAUAUGCUUUGUCAGGGGGCGCAGUGUGCACUUAAAUUUUUCACCAAACACACAUCUUGCUAGAAAUAUAAACUAAGUUAUAAAAAGAGAAGAGUCAGUAGGACAAUAUCAUACAAUACACUGAGAGUCCAUGUUGUUAUGCAGAAACCUUCUCCAGUGCUUGGGAGUGGUAGCUAGGCCUCAGUCCGGAGGGUUAUCCAUAGUCAGCCGAUGCCUGCUCUGCUGAGCCGCUGGCAUUGUGUGUAGGUCCCUUGGGUCAAGGUUCCCCCUCUUGUGGGUCGUGGAGAGGCCCUCCGCUUGUUGCGCCCGCCGGUUACCUUCCUCGCUGUAUCCCGGUCAGCAUUGCGACUGGCAUCAUGGAUUCUUGUGUGCGGGGUUGCGCUUUGCUUGUUAGAGAUUGCUGGGGCAGUUGAGAGGCACGCGGGUCAGACAUGCUGGUGGGUUCUGCUCUGGAGCGUGGGGACGCGAAUGCUUACAUCCAAUGAUUUUGGCGCCGUUUCCUGCACUGUUGAUUUUCUGCUUUGUUCCUGUCGGGGAGCCGCUCCGGAGCCACGAGGGGGAUUCUCACCCAAGUGGCACUGGGUUGCUGGGCGGAUCCAAGCCGCCACCUCUUUCAUCGCCAGCUUGAAGGCCUGUCUCCGGAUUUUGUGCUGGGUCCAGAGGCUGGCACAGAGCCGGUCAUAGAACUCCCAUGUGUGCUUGGGAGGGUUAGUGAGUGUGCGCUUUCUCGUGGGCUGCGUCUGUGCCGCCAUCUUGGUUGGGCCUUGACACUCCCGUUUGGCUUUUGGCUUUGUCCAUUGGCCAGGUGUUGCUGCAGGGGUAGUAGUCUCCAGCGAGGACCGGGAUAUCCCCCGCCGGUCCAGAGGGAGGGGAAGCAGGGUUGUAGUGUGUUCUUUAGAGCGCGGCCCGCGGCGGGGGAGCAGCGCUUUUGAGCGCGGCCCGCGCCAGGGGAUCGACCUCGGGCCCUGCUCUGGUUUAGGCCGCAUGGCCGGCGUGGAGUUUUUCGCAGCGUAUCGGUGAUGGGCAGGUACCAUUCUGUGUCUCUUGUUGGUUUGAGUCGGUCCCCAGACACCGUGUGCCGCCAGUGUAAGCAGUUCUGUCGAUAUUGUCAGGAUUGUGCCUGUUAUUGCAGGAGCUCUUAGAGUGUGCGACCGGCCAUCUUGGCGGUCAGGCCCCGCCCCCGGGGAACUGUUCUUUAAUAUGUCUUUACAGCAGUACCACUGCUGAGAAUUGCAUGUUCUGGAUGUGCCUGCCAAUAUAUUUGGAAUCCAGACCUUUUUUUUUGGGGGGUGAGCACCCCUCCACUCUAGGUUCCCCAAUUAGAGGUGACAACACGAAAGCAUACAUUUGAGGAGUCUCUUUGUAAGCAGUUUAAGCAGUAUUGCAAUUAGCAUGUUUAUCUCCCUUGUUAAAAUUAUCUUAGGAUCCACUUAUAUUGGGAUACUGUGAUGUUAGUGGUGGGCUUAAUAUGGUAUAGUCAUAUAGUGUAACCAAAUCCCCAUAUCGUUUGCUAAGAGAGGUGGUUUUAAGUAACUUUGUAAGAUUUAAAAUCAUUUGUGUGUGUUUGUGCACUGUCCUUUAAUCUAUUACAUAUUGGUUUUUACAUUAGCACCACUUUACUUUUUAAAGCUGGUUCUCUUCCUUGCUCUUUAAUUUCAUUGCCCUUUUUGUUUUGUUUAAAUAAAGAAGCCUGUUCAAAACUUCAGUUUACCUAAUACAUCACCUUUAUUUGUUACCUUCUAUCAGUGCACCACUUUACACACAAUUUCUCUCUAUUCCAGUGAGUAUGCCAUAGACAUGGAAGUUGGAUCCCAGCAUCUCAUCCGCUACCGCACAAUAGCCCCACUUGUGGCCUCUGGAGCUGUGAAUCUCAUUUGACUUUGUAUGCUGUACAAAACUAUAAAACCAGCAGGGGGCAGCAGAGUAACAUACUUGGAUUGUUGGCCACUACAUCUGUUGUACUGCAUAAAACCGACAUACUGUGCAUACAAAAGGAAAGUAAUGACCGUGUCAUUCACAAUCUUGCUGUAUAAUUCAGCACUUCAUGUUCUGCUAACACGUAUAAAGAGUUCAACGGGUUUGGAGUCACUGAAUUUUAUAAAUACUGGGAAAUUACUGCUUUUUACAUUGAAUAAUACAAAGGCUGGCAUAGUAAUCUCCAAAGAUAUCACCCAGGCUUGGAUAAUGUGCUUCCUUAUUUUAUUGGAUAUGUGAAAGACUUGAGACGGUAUCAGUAACCAGAAUGUUAAGUUCCAAACAGUCAUGGUAGCCCAUUGCUUACCGGAUUACUGUCCUACAAUAAACUUGCAAGUUGAUCUGUGUGUCACCGGUAGAAUCAUUUCACAUAUUCAUCAAUAAAUAGACAAUUUAUCUUCACAGGAAACGAAUGCUUCAGCAGAUUAUGUGGACUUAAAAAGCAGAUGGAUGAAGAAAAAUACAAUCGAAAAAUGUAGAUUUUGUCAUCAGUCUUUGAAUGAAUUUCUGAAAGAUGAUGUAAACAAUAUUUCCUGUUAUAGAUUAAAAACACAGCACAAAGCUCAUAAAUGAUCACUUCUAUUUAAUAUUUAAGUAUGUGUGUAUAUUGUUGUCAAACUUGAGUCAGCCUACCAUAUCUUCGUACGAAAACAAGAAAUGUGUCCAUGUUUCUCGUUGCAUUAGAUCUGUAUUAUUUCCUAAAUAAUUGCCCAUUUUCUUUGGAUAAAUAUAAUUUUUGCAGUUAUAUUUGUAUUGAAUACUAACUGUUCAUUUGGUGACAGUUGUAGAUUUCUCCUUUUAUCUUUUUAUCUACUAAUUUUACAUUGUCAGUUAUAUCGUUAAACCCUGGCAGUCACCAAUCCUUUAAAAUGUUUUAUUCUCUGUAAUUGACUCGUACAUUAUAUUUUGAGAGGGUGAGUGAUUAUUGGCAUGCACACACUUUGUAUUCACUGACAUUGUAGAUCCACACCUCCAUGCUAAAGCCAUUAAGGUAUAAGCCAAACACUUCAGAUAUCUGUCUUUUGAUCUAUGCAUGUGAAGUUAGUGUAAAAUACCCAGUAGUAUAAAUCAAAAUGCAUGCAUCCUGCAAGGCACCUCUGCCUUUUCUGCAUGACAAAUGUGCUUAAUUUUAUUUUUUCUUCUUACUGGGUCUUUUUCUCUGAAGAACCAUUAAAUUAAUGAAGGUCAUUGACUUAAUGAGUAAACGAACUGUACCCUCCCCGUUUAAUUUAACAAUAAGAAGGCAAUUUUCCCUGAAGGCUUUAGCUUUGUAUACAAUGCAGUAUUUAAUGCUCAAACAAAAACAUGAUUUAGGUGUCUCUCACUCUGUCUGUCUAACCCAGUCUCCUGUUACUCUCACUCCUAGCACUGCACAUUAAAAAGGUCUACAAACAUAAAUCUGAGAACAAUUGUUAAAUCUCUGGAGAAUGCAAUUGUGUCGAUUAACCAGGGGAGGGGGUUACUUUUUUUUUAAUUGUAACUUAUUUUUUGCUUAAAACACAUUUUAUUUUGCAUCUGGAGAUUUGUAAUAAAUCCAGUUUUUGGCUUAAUAACAGUGCAUUGCCACUUGUUUUAGUAUUGGUGUUUAAUACAAACAGGUGAUGCCUGCAAAAAUAUAAAUUACUAAUGGGCAAUAUAAGUAAAAUGUGAAAGAUACUGCUGUAUCAAAUAUAUGAAGAUUAAACAAUGUCACUUGUAAUUAAAAUGUAUAUGAUAUACUGUAAACAGGGAUAAAGGCUGAUCACUCACACUGCCAAUGGAAUCUGAGCACUAAACAUUGAGCUACUAGGUUAUGUGUUCUUUUUCCCCUUACACUUAUUCUGACAAAGAGAGAGGAACUGAUCUCCAUGGAAGGGCAAUCUAGUAUAAUUACUAAUACAAAAGAAAAAGCUUAACAAGUUUGAUUUAUUCACCGAACACAGAGUUCUAGUGAACUGAAAGCUGAAUUGCAAAAUUUAGGCUAAAAUAGCUGAAUCAGAAAAAUCCUCCAACACCGCUGUUAUCUCAUCUUGGCUAAUUUUGCCAUUUGGAUUUUACAGUUCAUUGUUUAGCAAAGGAAUGCCUGCUGUGUUUCAUUAGAGAUCCCUCUUGCUCACAAAUGGGCCAAUCUUAUUUCAGACUUAUCGAUGUGUUUUACAUUCCUGAUUGUUGCAUAUAAGGGUGCAGUUUCUGGACUUGUCUUUAACGUCACUUGUAGUGUAGCAAUUCUUCUUAAAUACACCAAAUUUCACCAAAGUGUGGCUAUAAACUUAUUUUUUUAUUUAAUUCAUGAUCAGCCUGGUAAUGUUUAGCUGGGUUUACUUCAGCACUGUACGUAGGAGAUUCAGUAUAGUAGGUGAUUGAUUAUACUCUCCAAGUAAUUGGCAGUUAUUCUUAGUGGCACAAACAUGUUGGCCUUCCCACCUGAUACUUUAACAUGCAACCCAGUGUAUAUGGAGUAUGAAAUAUUUUAGGAAUAGGGACAAAUGCACAUCACAAGGCCAUUAAGGGUGUCAGAUUUUCUGUUAACCCCUUUACGGUAGGACAUCAGGUGAAGGGAUAAGAGAGAGUCCAAGGCUUCAUAUAGGUCAUAAGGUGGUCCACCAGCAUCAACUAAUUCCAUAUAUUUCAUACCAGAGGAUGUUUAAAGGAGAGGGUUAGGAAAGAACGUCUUAGAACUCUCCAUUAUCAACCCACAGAGUGAUGUGUAUUGGAUGUGGCAGUACCAGGUUAUACUGCCAGGUACCCCUAAGCUAAUAAUUGAUUCUGGUAACACCAGUUUGAAUUUUACUUUCCUCUUGCCCAGUGGAUAGAGUAAAAUGUUGAACUAUUCUUUGUUGGUGGGUGUAGGUGUACCCACUGUUGAUUUCUGUUUUUAAUGCAAAUAGUAUGGGGAAUUAAUAACUGAUGUAUUUAGCCUUUGUUCAGGGCAAAAUCAGUUUGGCUCCGUUUCGGUGCUGUUUAAUUUGACUGUUGGCAAAUAUAAUUAAUUUUGGCCAUAAUGGAAGAAACCAAAUUUGUGGGCUAACUUUGAUGAUGAAAAUUAAUUUGCUUGUAAAUGACCCCAUACUUAAUUAUGCAGUAUUUUGCAUUGACACACCCUCCAAGCCUAUUCUAACAUUUCCUCACAACAUGUUAGUUUCACUGUAAUUUAGAAAAGAACUCUUAAUACUUGUGGUUCCAUAACAAUUGGGAGGCUACUUGUGGGCCAGCCUAGAAUUUCUAUUGUUUUUUUUUUUCAAGUCAAGUAAAAGGCUUAAAUAUGUGUCUGCUGAUGGCUUCUAGAUUAUUAUUUUUUCUAACCAUGUACGAUUGUUGAUAAAAAUUACAUCUAAAUUCCUUGUUUUGUUUGUCAAAAUUAAUACAAAUUAAGAUAAUGUUAGGGCUGUGGGGGAAAAAAGUCCAGCUGUAGCCCAUACUUGUCGGUAAUAGAAGCAGGCUGAAUGUUUCAUAUAGUAAUAACAUUGUGUAACUAGUAGAGCUGGAUGUAAGGCUGGCCACAGUGCGGGAAGGUACAUUGCUCUGUUUUAAUGUCUGAAUUAUGGUGAAACUAGCAUGCUGUGAGGAGAAACUAGUUGGAUUGCAAUAUACCCCAUAGAGUUGUUUAUUCUCCGUUCUAUUACAGCACCAAAUUUAGCUCUACAAAUUCACUUUUGGGUCGAACUGUUGAUAUCCAACUGAAUUCGGGUGUGUGUGAGACCAAAAAUCAUACUGUCCAUACAAUAAAAAAUUUUUAAAAGCUGAUAACUUGUCUUCUAUGCAGACAAUAAUAUAUGAUCUAUUUUGGAGGUUAUGUCAUCAUUGUGGAAGUUAUCUCCAUAUUAUUGUUAUUUAUAUUCAACAACAUAUUUGUCAGUGCUGUAAAAUAGACAAGUACAAAAGUUGUUGAGAAUACUACUCAAACAAGGUUGAUGGCGUUGUCCAAAGGCAAUCUCUCAGUUUCUUAGUAUCGGCUUUCCCAUCCAUUCUGUUUAGAUCUCAGGGACUUCCUUAUGUCCAGGCUGAUCUAAGGUUUAAAAAUAAUAUAUAUAUAUAUAAUAUGUGACUGCCAACUAGGAUAUUCUUUUGGAUCAUAAGGCACAUAGCUGAAAUUAAACCAUUUAUAACCAAAAAUUGUGUAUAAUGUUUUGUGGCUAAUGGUCAUGGUCUGUAAUUCUGUGUGAACUUUUUCUUUCAUAUGGUCCUCUUAUUUGAAAUAUAAAGACAGCUAUGUGAAUGAUUGGUCUCUCUACAUUCCUGUGAAGUAGCCCUUCAUUUUCAUCUCUCUAAUGUCUGACCUCUUUCUAAUUUUGUUGGUCAUGUAAUUGAUCUUUGUAAUACUGUAUCUUAAAACAUGGCAUCUAUUUGAUGAUUUACUGUUUUUGAUUGGUUGUUGUUUUUUUGCAGUUGUGAUUUUGUACAUUCCUUUUGAUGCCUGUCAAAGAUAUACUGUACUUUUUUUUUUGUUUUGUUUUUUUUGUUGUUGUUCGGGAUGCUGUAAUACAGAAUUACAGAGGGUUAAAAUACAGAUGAAAUAAAUAUAUAAACUGUAUAAAAAAAAAUUAGAAUAAUAGGAGUUAACGUGAUGAUAUGUAUUGCGAGAGUUAUGCAUGUCCAUUUCCUUUUCUUUUUCUGUUCACCUUAUGUUUUUGUUUUGUGUUAUGUUUACAAUGUGGCAAAUAGUGUGAG